Anthostomella pinea is the source of this 2841-nucleotide messenger RNA. Lineage: Eukaryota; Fungi; Ascomycota; Sordariomycetes; Xylariales; Xylariaceae. The record is from the annotation of a GenBank genome assembly.
AUGGCGCGAACAAUGACCGCCGGCCCCGAAGCCCCGGAAGAUGUCCCAACCACCUUCUCGGUGCACCCAUACCAGCAAAACCUCGGCAAAGCACAUGUGACAAAACCUGGUUCAAGAUCAGGUUCGGGCUCGAGUGGCGGACCUAGUCUUCGACGCGAGCGCAGUAUGAAGUCAAGGGAGUUUGGGCUCUUUGCCCCCAGAGCUCACGACUCGAAACAUACCCUGGCUCCGGCCCCGGCCCCGGCUUCAGCUUCACCUUCGUCUCCUGCCUCUGCUUCGUCUUCGUUUGCCUCAAGCUUACGUCCACACGACCACAGAGACGAGAACGUCGAGUACGACUACGACAACGGCUACUAUCGUUCCUCUUCUCACACCACGACCACCACGCCCUCGACCAACUACCUGAACACUUAUCCGCGGUCACCCACCUUUCGCGUGCGAGCCGGCUCUGCCUCACCCCAGAUACCGACAGCGCCUGUUUCGCCAGUGUCCCACCGGUGGGACUCUCUGUCGAAUGGUAGUUCGACUCUCUACAACCAGUCACUUGCCUCUGCCCCGACGUCGCCUAUCGCAAACGCCUCUCCUAGCGUAUCCCCAAUUCCUCACAACGACCCGCACCGCAGCAUCGAUUCCAUAGCCUCAGAGACCCGAGAUGAAUUCCCUACCCUACCUGCGACGAAAGUAGCCUCUACCGACAACUCGAUCCUUGUCGAAAACUUCUCAAGGCCUCGUAAUCCGAGUAUCAAGCAACCGUACUACGAAGGCACCCGGCUCCGGUCAACAAACCAGUCCCACCCCGACCCGAACCAACUCGACGUCACAAACGGCCACCCGGUUUCGUGGCCCCGUUCUCGAGGCCAAUCCAUAUCCUCGAAUAAAUCCUCAUCCACGUUCGCUUCCCUCCCAGCUCGGCCGUCUCCCGAUAUCCACAGUCGCGACAGUCCUCGAGGUCGGGGUCGGCAGCCGCCGCCCACUCGACCACUCGCCGCAUAUAACCGCGCUGAGAGCGCCGGGCCCGCUCAAGCCAGGGAACCGCUCCUCCAUCGGAUGGCCUCGAUGCCCACGGACGAGCCUAGAUCCAGCUUCCGAUCUCAACUCUCGGCAUCUACAGCACAGGGGACUCUUGGGACCGAAAGAAGCAGUGUGCUGACCAAAAGCAGCUCCGUGACAUCGGUGUAUGGUCAGGUGGACGACCAGGUGGACGAAGCGCUGAGCGUAGAAGACGUGAUGGGAAUGUACGAAAAGGGCUUCGGCGACGACUCGUUACCAGAAGAUAACGAAGACGACGAGUCGAGACCGCCCACCGGGAAGUCGGAAUCAAGUAAGAGGCGGACCGCCGUGUUGGAAGCUAUGGAUGAUCCUCUGCCGAUGCCCAGAUCAGCCGCCACAUUCCCUGGUCCGCGUUCUGAUGCCAUUGUGCGAGACUCGGCCGCCAUCUUCCGAAACUCCAACUUGACUAACUCGCUUCCCGCCGAGAUUGGCGCGAGCACGACAGACCCCAAAGACGACUUCCAGCGGCCGCGGCUAACUCGACGACAGACGGCCAUGACUACCACGGACGCAGACGAUCGAGAUCGCUACGGCUUCAGAAAGAGCAAUCAAUACGUUACCCAGGAACAGUAUGACGAGUGGAAUCAUGGGUAUACCGACUACCUAGCAAGGAGGCGGAAGAAGUGGAACCUCUUUUUGAAGGACAACGAGCUAAUGACGGACACUCCCAACCGGUUCCCCCCUCGCUCGGCCAAGACGAAGCGUUUUGUUCGGAAGGGCAUCCCGCCAGAGUGGAGAGGAGCAGCCUGGUUCUACUACGCAGGCGGUCCGGCCAUUCUCUCGAAACACUCGGGGCUGUACGAUACCCUUCUCAAGCAAGAGGUCAAGGAUGUAGACUACGAAGCCAUUGAGCGGGAUUUGCAUCGGACGUUCCCAGACAACAUCAAGUUCCGCUCAUCGCAGCCUGCGGCGGCCCCGGGCGACACUACUCAGACUCGCAACAGUGGGCAGACGGUCAAAGAUCCCAACGGGAGCGUCCGAGAGAUAGAUGAGAAGCCCAUGAUCUCCUCCCUGCGGCGGGUGCUGCACGCCUUUUCUGUCUACAACCCCCGUAUCGGCUACUGCCAGUCCCUCAACUUCCUUGCAGGUCUCCUGCUCCUUUUCGUGGAAACCGAGGAGCAGGCGUUCUGGUUACUUAACAUCAUAACCAGGGUCUACCUCCCCGGAACACACGAGAUGAGUCUCGAGGGCGCCAACGUCGAUCUUGGCGUGCUAAUGUCGUCGCUCAGAGACGCCAUGCCCGGCGUAUGGGCCAAGAUCGGUGGUGAGCUGGAUGGGACCGAUGCGGUACGACCCAAGAAUCGCAGACAGAAGUACAUGGGCGAACCAACUCGACUGCCGCCCAUCACCCUUUGUAUGACGGCGUGGUUCAUGAGCUGUUUUAUUGGGACGUUGCCCAUCGAGACCACGCUGCGGGUUUGGGAUGUGUUUUUCUACGAGGGGUCGAAAACGCUCUUUCGGAUCGCAUUGUGCAUCUUCAAGCUUGGCGAGUCCGAGAUCAGGACGGUUGGGGACCCCAUGGAGAUCUUUCAGGUGGUCCAGACCAUACCCCGGAGACUCAUCGACGCAAACGGGCUGAUGGAGUCAUGCUUCAAACGGCGCAACGGGUUCGGCCACCUGAGCCAGGACACCAUUGAACAGAAGAGACAGGAGAGAAGAACCCUAGUCAAAGCCGAGAGAGAAAAGCUGGCACUUGGCAAGACGGUGCCCACGGAGGUGAAUGACGUGAAGAGGAAAGGAACCCUGUUCACCCGACGCAAGGGCCGAAGCAACCCUGCUGAGGUUAUGUGA